This is a messenger RNA of Asparagus officinalis (garden asparagus), 1787 nucleotides long. Its product is annotated as pentatricopeptide repeat-containing protein At3g21470. Lineage: Eukaryota; Viridiplantae; Streptophyta; Magnoliopsida; Asparagales; Asparagaceae. Gene Ontology annotation, molecular function: protein binding; RNA binding. The transcript has a single exon. Bases 19 to 1638 code for a protein of 539 amino acids. The record is from RefSeq and is a predicted model, not a curated record. Gene Ontology annotation, biological process: RNA modification.
AGGCCUACUCAAAUUCAUAUGGGAGCAGUAGGGAGGGGUCUUUACGAAAAUGCCCUCAGAGUUAAGCAGCGCCAUGGGAUUUCUCUAACAACCGGAGCUAAAAAUCCUUCACAGUGGUGCAAGCUAAUAAAAGGGUAUCUCAGUCAUAACCUCCUCAAUGAAGCACUCUACAUCUACGCCCAAAACUUGCCCAAUAGAACCCAGCAGCCAAUACGUACUUCUAUUCUCAAAGCAUGCGCCUCCGCCUCUUUGAUUAUGCUUGCAAAAUCCUUACAUUCAGAAUCUAUCAAGACUGGGAUUGUGCAUAAUGUAAUUGUGGGAACUACGUUUAUCUCAAUGUACUGUAAAUGCGGCAAAUUAAUCGAUGCCCGUAAGUUGUACGAUGAAAUGCCUGUGAGAAAUGAGGUUACGAACAAUGCCAUGAUUGGUGGGUACGCGUCAAAUUCUGACAUGAGCUCUGCGAUGGCUCUCUUCGACUGGUUUCCUACACGGACCCCGGUUACCUGGGCGACGAUGAUCGAGGGGUUUGCGAAGACAGGGGACACGAUAGGCGCAAGGGAAUUUUUUGAACGCACUCCGACGGAGAUGAGAACGGUGGUGACAUGGACCAUUAUGGUAAAUUGUUAUACAACUAAUGGAGAUAUGGACGCCGCGAGGGAAAUUUUCGAUCUCAUGCCAGAGCACAAUGUCUUUGUGUUGUCCUCAAUGAUCACAGGGUAUUUUAAGAAGGGCAAUGCUGAAGAGGCUAGAGCUAUGUUUGAUCAAAUUCCCGAACCAAACUUAGUGAAUUGGAAUUCUUUGAUUGCGGGGUACGCACAAAUCGGUCGCUCCAGUGAAGCAUUGGAAGCUUAUAGAAAGAUGCAGGAGUCUGGCAUCGCUCCCGAUGAAUUCACAGUGGCUAGUGUGUUAUCAGCUUGUGCACAGAUAGGAGCUCUAGAUAUCGGCAAGGAGGUUCAUGAACUUAUAAACCAAACAAGAAUCCAGAAAAACCAAUUUGUACUAAACGGGCUAAUCGACAUGUAUGCAAAAUGUGGGGAUCUUGAUACAGCCAAAAGAAUCUUUGAGGGCAUGAGAUGGAGGAAUGACUCGUGUUGGAACACGAUGAUCUCAGGUCUCGCUAGCAAUGGCCUGAGUGAAGAAGCUCUCCAACUGUUUGCUAGUAUGGAAGUGUCGGGGGAAGACCCUAAUGGAGUGACGUUUCUUGUCGCCCUUUCAGCCUGUACACACGGAGGUUUAGUCGAGCAAGGUCUCGAAAUAUUCAGGAAGAUGGAAAGCUAUGGAGUCGAGCGUGGGAUUGAGCACUAUGGGUGUUUGGUCGAUCUUUUAGGGCGAGCGGGGAGAUUGGCUGAAGCUUAUGAUGUGAUCAUGAACAUGCCGAUGAGAGCGAAUGAAGCUGUGUGGGGAGCUAUGCUUGGAGCUUGUAGAGUCCAUAUUGAUACUGAUAUGGCAGGGAGAGUUAUUAAUAAAGUUGGUGCAUCGAAGAAUGAUGGAGAAUAUGUGAUGUUGUCGAAUAUCUAUGCGGCUUCGGAGAGAUGGGAGGAGGCUGAGAGGAUUAGGAGGAGGAUGGUGAACAACGGGGUGCAAAAGACUCCUGGUUGCAGUUCCGUUGUAGUACCAAACGGAGAGUGCCAGUUCUAAAGUGAAGUAGAUGGUCUUCUUGAACUUAACUAAUGUCAUCAACUAUAUGAAGCUUGCAGGUGUGCAGUUCAUUUCAUUUUGAUCAUAUUGUAAUUUAUUAUUGUUAUUGUUAUUUUGUUAUUAAAAUCGUAAUUUAUUUUUGUUGUUAA